AUAUUUAAAAAAACAAAUGGCAAGAACAAGACAAACGGCGAGAGCCUUCCACAACAGCAGACCAGAAGAACCCUGCUUUACCAAUGAUGUUCAACAAACAGAAUUAUUCAGCAAAUUGUUGAGAGAAAAUUGUCAAGCUUUACGUUCGGAUGAUGAUAAAUCUUUGCACUCGAGACUUGCCCAAUACAAGAAUUGUACCAAACUUGCCCAAUUGUGGAUGUUGGAAGAUAUGAUGAAGAGUGAGAAUGAUCAUGAUCAAUCAAUCAAUGAUGUAGAAUAUUUGAAACAAUUACCGGAAGAAUUAAAGAUUGAAAUUGUUUCUUUUAUUCCAACAUACAGCAGAUAUCCUUCCGUGUCUACCAUUCUCGAAUGUUACAGCGUUGGUGGAGGAGAACUUGCCUCUGUUCCAGAGGUUGAAUAUUUGGAUGUUUGUUGCUAUGGAAAACUUGUUAUUCAAACCUUGUCUAACAAUGGACUUGAUAUUACUGGUUUUGUUAUGAAAUGUUUCCUCUCAAUUGAUAGGAGAAUUUGGUUUGUUUACUCAUUGUUGGAAUCUCACAAUAGAUUUAUUCAAGGUGAAUGGGAUGGCAAGUUCAACUUGGUUGAAUAUCCUUUUUCACAUCCUCAAAAUGAUUACGAUUAUGCAACACAAUUUGGUGGCUCAUUUACUUUUGGAAAUAAUGAGAAUAAUUCAACUAAAUUUGAAUCAACUAAUAAUAAUCUUGAUUUGAGCUCUAUUGAUUUUAAUUCAAUCAAAUCCAUUGAGGAAGAAUUAAUUACAAAGAAUGAAUUCUCUCUCGAAACACCAUUUGAUAUUACUUGUCAGUCUAAGGAGAAACAAGUUGUUGAUCUAGUAGCGAAACAGAGUGUGAGAAUUGCACAAGUCUACAAUCAAUUCAGCCAUACAAAUAUGUCUGCAAGAAGCGACUUUUCCAAUAAUUGCAUCAAUGGUUCUAUUAAAACCCUUGCAAUUUCACUCUCAAGUACUACAUUUGUGAGUGGAAUACUUGAUCUACUUCCUAACAUUGAGCAUCUUACCAUUAUUCUUUAUGACAGUUUGGAGCUAUACCAUAGUUUGGCCAAUUUAAGAUUGACGAGCAGAACUAAUUUACAAUCAGUGAACGUAAUAGCACUAAAAAAUCUUAUAUGGAGCGAUUUUGCAGGAUUUUUUCCUCCUAAGAUUACUACUUUUUACACUUUCCUACAAGAUGGGCCAUUAAAUCAGUAUCAUGGUUUAGAGAUGUAUCUCGACGGUAAGCUAAUGCAAAACGAAUUUACCCAACAAAUUGCAACUGAUCCCUCUUUGAUUACACCGAAACUCUUUUUCAAAUCAUGUGACUUUAAAUUUUUCAAAGAAAUAGCUCACAAGUACACGCUCUUCCCAUUUAUAUCAGGAAUUAGCUUUUUCUUUAGGGUUAGCAAAUUUACUUCUUUGGAAGAACAAAAAUCCUUUACAAACUUUAUUGCCAAAAACUAUCCACUGGAGGGAUUUCAAGUGGAUGACUACAUUUUCCAAUCUUUAAUUAAGCAUAUUCCAACUCAAUCCCUUCUUGUAAAGACUUCAAAUAUUUCUGUUAGCAAUACCUUCUUUCAUACCCUACAUAUUGCCAUGAAAAACCCACAGUUAAGUAAUGACACCAUUUUAAAAUUAAUAGAAAAAGAGCCAGCAUUGGUAUUACAAGUGGAUAAUGAAAAUCUCACACCCCUUCAUUAUGCCUGUAGUGGUAGUAGUAAUAGAUGGCCUCUUAUUCCACACUUAGAGAAGAUUGCUGGUCCAAAUUGUUGGUUUGCAUUAGAUUCAAAUCAAAAUUCACCUCUUGAUUAUGUAAAACUUGUUACGGGAUCUUUCAGUCAUCUCUUUCCAUACGGACCUAGCCAACUGUUAUAGAUUUAGGAUUCAGAAACCAAAUCAUUCAAAUGUUGCACAGAAUCCUUAAAUGCCGAAACGUGUGGUCUCUCAGGUCGUUAUUGAUACAAGAGACAUUAAUAAACUUACUUUUAUUUAG
Messenger RNA from Naegleria gruberi, 2006 nucleotides. RefSeq lists its product as uncharacterized. The transcript has 3 exons. NCBI's taxonomy places the organism in Eukaryota, Heterolobosea, Eutetramitea, Acrasida, Naegleriidae. Bases 17 to 1888 code for a protein of 623 amino acids. The record is from RefSeq and is a predicted model, not a curated record.